Scaptodrosophila lebanonensis is the source of this 2044-nucleotide messenger RNA. Its product is annotated as myb-like protein AA. Bases 125 to 1567 code for a protein of 480 amino acids. Gene Ontology annotation, cellular component: nuclear body. The record is from RefSeq and is a predicted model, not a curated record. Gene Ontology annotation, biological process: positive regulation of DNA-templated transcription. The transcript is spliced from 2 exons. Lineage: Eukaryota; Metazoa; Arthropoda; Insecta; Diptera; Drosophilidae.
UCUGUGUACUAUUGUUGAGUUUGUUGCAAAAAAAAAAUUGCCCCAAUUGUGUGCACUAAAUGUUUGAAGAUAUUGUGUAAUUGUUAAGCAUUGUUUUACGAACCGACGCCGUGCGCCCGCUUGCAUGGACUACGAUACUUUGACGCUGAAUGUGCCCGUGCCCGUGGCUAGAGCUGGAGGAACAGGAACCGAAACCGAAAGCGUAUCGAGCGCUGUCAGUGUGAACACAACUAGUUCGGAGCCGGACGCCAACAUGUGUGGUGGCCAGGAGCUGCUGGAGGUCAAGUCAAAAGAUAAGGCGCGUCGUUACUGGACGCCGCGCGAGGAGGAUCGUCUCUACGACAUAUGGGGACGCGAUAAUUGGCGAUUAACGCGCAACGGCAAGAACACCGUCUACUUUGCGAAGUGGUCGGACGAGCUGCGCGAGCGCUUCAACAUCGACGUGAAGGCGGAGGAGAUUCAGAUGAAGGUCAACCAAACCCGCGCCAAGUUUCGGAGUGUGCGAAAGGCUAUGAAGAACGACCCUACUGGGAGUGUCAGCGAUGCGAAACGUUGGAAGAAAUACAACAUUAUUGAUAGAAUACUCAGAAAUAUGCACAGGCCUAAAGAUGCGGACCCGGUGCCACCAGAGGCGCUGCUCAAUAACCGUGACAUGUCGCCGGAGCGCAUGGACACGCCCACAGAGCAGGGCGGCGCCGACAAUGUCAACGAGCAGGGUAUUAAUUUAUCGCUGGAGGCGUCAAAUAACUUUUAUAAUAAUAGCAACAGCAACAACAGUGGCAAUGCCAACAACAAUGGUGGCUACAAUACCGAACUCUUCACCGAUCAGUAUGACGAGGUGAAGCAGGAGUAUGAUGAGGUGAAACAGGAAUACGAGGAGGAAUUUCGCUCAAUGCCAUUUCAGGAACAACUGCAACAAUAUUCGCCUGCAGAGCCGGCACAGCUGCUCGAAUUGCAGACGCCAAAGCAACAGCAACAACAGCAGCAACAGCAGCAGCAGCAACAACAAUUUCAUUCAAACUAUGGACAAGGCGUUGUAGCGUACGCAGCUCCUACUCAACAGCCACAUCAACAGCAGCACUAUGGCAGCAACAAUGUCGCGCAUCAGCCCAUUACGGCCGUGGCGUACAUCAACAGCAGCAACAACAGCAUUAGUGUGGCAACCAACAGCAAUGGCAUGCAACCGCCUCUGCCUAUUGGCAACAACGCAGCCGCGCCGACAUCUACUCCCACAGCAGCGUCCACAGCAGCAGCCACAGCAUCAUCCACGCCAGCACCUACACCCACAGCCACUCCCACACCAACGCCACGCAAACGUGGACGUCCUUAUGGCUCCCAAACAGGGGCCAGUGCUGAUUCGCUCGAAGCCAUGUACAUGGAGGAGGUGAAGCGAAAAAAUCAACUGAUUGCCGAACAAACGCAAAUCUCGAAGCAACGGCUCGAGCUCGAGGAGCGCAAAGUGGAGCUAAUGAGUGCGUUUUUCCCCAAAUGCUUGGAGCUGCAGACGCAGAUAUUAUCGCACAUGCGGACGCUCCAACAGUUCCAGCAGCAGCACCAGUCCCAGUAACUAAAUUGUCUCAUCAAUUUAUCCCUUUGAAUUUACGAGUGGCAAGCGUUUUCAACAAUAGCAACAACAUGAAAACUAAUCUAAUUUUAUAAUUCUUAACUUAUUGUGUUGUGUUGCAGCGCCGGCAUCAAAAACAACUAUAAAAUGUACGAAUUAUAGCACACACUCUCACACAUACACACACCUACAAUACAAACCUAACAAUACGGUUCAUAAAUGUAAGCCUACACUUAGCUCUAACUAUAAAUAUAAUAUAUAUAUAUAUAUAUAAAUAAUUGUACAAGCGUUAUCGAAGUUCACCCAAACUGAACACAGCAUAGUAUUGUGACAAGCUGCUUUUCGAAAAAAACAAAAACAUUAUGUAUUCUGACUCCUUAGUGGUAGAUCAUUCGCAAUUAUAUUAAAUAUACAUUUAUAUCAUCAUGUUCGAAGCAUGUGACUUCGAAAACUUAAGGUCGUUAUAUCUGCCCAUUAAAC